CCACCCUCCCCAAGCCACACUCCCCGGGCAUCUGCCAACGAAACCGCUUUGACUGAACACUGGUGCCCGAACGCCUUGUUUCCCUGCUGCGUUGGUCCCCCGUGUUCUACUGCCGUCCCGUGCUAGUUCCCUAUUGCUCGUCUUCCUUCGUUUCAAACACCUACUUGGAUUUACAGCGAAGCCGACUCCGCUACCAGCCAGCUCAAGUCUCAAACGCGAUCCACCUGCGAGACUCCCUGCAUCAUUAUCUAUCUCCUUCUUUUGCCCCAGGCCCCACCGCCCGGCCAUCCCACAUAACACUAGCACCGACCACGCUGCUGGGAGAGCGCCCGUCUGCUUGAAUUCAAACAACUUUCUAUCGCAAAACAGUGACGCUUGGCAUUGACGCCGGCGAAUGCUGACACCCAACGAAGCUUGCGCGGACUACUCCUCGAUCCCCAUUGAGGGGGGUUGUUGACAUGAAUCCGGCAAACUUCACCAAUGUUGGCGGGGGCAUGAAUGGCGGAGUCAAGCCGCAUGGCCAGAUGCAGCUCCCGCAAAAGGCGGAAAACAAUCAGAUAAUCCUCAGUCAAGUCGCCCAGGCGCUGCAGGCACAGGGUCAGUAUUCGGGUUGGCGAGCGGAUGUCCCUGUCAGGGAGCGAGCCCUCAAGGUGUAUCAAAUGAUCACCUCCCUCCGUCUAAUUCAACCCCGGAUCGACAUGCAGAAUGCUGCGCAUGCUGCUUUGACUUUUGAACAGAAGGCGUUUAAAGAUGCUAGCCAGAAGGCCGAUUACGAAAGGGAAUGCAACGAUAAGCUCCUUCAUAUCCGGGAUACUCGUGCGAGGCAGGCAGCCGUGAUGCAAGGUGGAAUGAUGCCCCAAGGGCCGGCAGCGGGAAUGCCCGGAGUGGGACAGUCGCCAUUUCCUCCCCAAAUGAAUCGCCCCGUGCAAGCGUCACCAAUGCCCGGACAGCAACCAAUGUCGAUAAGCAUGGGCGAACUGAAUCAACAAGCUGCUAUGCAACAACGCCCACAACCGCAACAGCAGCAUCAGAACAUCCUCCAACAACAGCAGCAGCAACAACAACAACAACAACAACAACAACAACGCCCGCAACAAAGAACAGGUGGCGGAGCAGCGCUUUCGGACGACUUGAAUACCCUUUCACCCCAAGAGUACGAUCAAGUCUGUCGCAUAGCGAGUCAAAUCAUCUCGAAAACCUCUCCAGAGGAUCUAGAGAAGAUUAAGAUGAAUUUGCAGAACAUGACACCAGAGCAGCGAGGGUACUUGCAGAGAAAGAAUAUGGACCCGAUCACCUAUUUCUUUCGCUCUCAGGCUCUUACUCAGUUGAAGAGGUACAAGCGGAACCGGAACGAUCUACCUCGCCAGCCAAGUGCCGGGGUUGACCCUAACAGUGCCAUGCUAGGCGACCCCAUGCUGAACACACAACGACAAAUGUUCCAGAAUAUGAUAAACCUGCAGCGCAACUCGUUUUCGAUGGGAAACCAGCAAAACCUGGACCCAUCGUCCUUUAUUGGCAAUGUUGAGAACAUUCAGGGGCAGCAAGCCGAUGGGUUGCGCUCUCAGGAAGCAGGGCAGCUUGUGGUGCCUGCUAGUUCCUCGCAAAUGAACCAACCACCCUUCACCACGCCACAAAAUAUGUUCCAGGUUGGCCAGCAGCUUGGCCAGGGCGCCCAAGCAAAUAUAAACGGCUCUGGUAUAAGCCCUCAGUUCAUAGCCCAGCAACAUGUACAGAGUGCACAGCCUAUGCAGCAGGAUAGAUCGCAGCAAGCAUCUCAAUUUCCAGCACAACCCCAGGCACAAUCUCAGUCGGCCCAAGACCAAGCACGGGUGCAAGCAGCGGCGAAAGUCCAAUUCGCCAUGUCCCACCAAAACCAACCGGGCGCCCGAAUGCAGCAUCAAAUGUCCCAGCAAAGUCCGGGCAUAACCGUGUUGAAUCGACCAAUGGCCCCAGGGCAGAUGUCUCCGGCACAGAUGGCGGGUCAAGUCCGGCCACCAUCCCGACCGCCAGGCAUGGGACAGCAGCCUUCCAACGUUCAGUCCAUGAAUGGACAGCCGUCUAUGCAAAGACCUCAGAUUCCUCCCAACCUCCCUCCCGCAGUCCAGGAGCAGCUCAACGGAAUGACAAAUGAGCAGUUGACCAUGUUUCUCAUGAAUCAACAGCGUCGUGCGUUGGCGAACAACAACGCUUUAAAUAGGGCAAAUGCCUCGCAACAACAAAUGCCUAUGCAACAAAAUCCGCCCCAGUCCAGCCAAGGCCAGCAGAUGGUCAAUGGCCAAAUGAUGAACGGUCAGAUGGGAAAUGGUCAGAACCUGCGGGCUUCUCUGAAUCUGCAACAGCAGCUGGCGAACAUGGGCGGUGCCCAACCGCCUAACCAGAUGUUGCCCGGACAGAUGUCUGUUCAACAGCGCCAGCAACAGCAGCAACAACAGCGCCAGCAGGAACUCUACAAACUUCAGCUUCUUCGUCAGCAUAGCGGAGGGAUGGAAAUGUCCUCCGAGCAGGUGAAAGAAAUGGAUCGAUUGCAUUUCCCUCCAGCAAUCUUGCACAAUAAUCCGAGCAUCUCCUCAGCUGUACCAAAGCACAUCAAAACCUGGGGUCAACUGAAACAAUUGGCGAUUACAAACCCGCAGCUUCUGGGAGGCGUAGAUAUCUCUAAGCUGAUGGGGCUGCAGAAACUUCAUCUCGCACAGAUUCUCGCUCAAUCAAAAGAAAACGUUCGCAACCCCGAGCAGGCUGGACAGCAUCCCUGGAUGCCAAUGCAGUUCCAGGGGCAGCCGCAGCCCUUGAUGAAUCCACAGCUUCAAGCUGUUCAGCAACAGAUGCCAAUGAACAUGCCGGUCAUACGUCCCAUAAGUGCGCAGGAUAUUCAAUUAGCCCGCCAACGACUUGGCAAUCAGGUACAAGGCCUGAGCGACGAUCAGCUCCGAGACUUAUUGCACAAAAGCAGGCAGAAGCAGAUCCAGGCGGCCCAGAACCGAGCGGCACAGGCUCUAGCCCAGCAGGCUCAACAAAGCCAGUCGGUACCGCAACCCCCGGUUACUGUGCCACCUACUCUCCCCCAAGCUAAACCGGAGUCGCAGCCUUCCCAACAAACAGCACAGCAGGCCCAGCAAAGCUUGACGGGAAACACUCAAGCUCCGCCUGCAUCGGUUGGGAAGAACGCGAAAGGACCCGUUGCAAAACAGGCACUGAAGAGGAAGGUGCAACAUGACGAGCCCACCGAACCUCAGACAAUACCCGCACAGAAGCCAGCCCCGCCUGCAGCUCCUCAAACAGGGUCAACUUCUACACAGGCCAGGCCAAGUAUUCCCUUCACUCGUGAGCAACUGGCUGCUAUGAAUCCCCAGCAACGCGCACAAUUUGAGAUGCACCUGCGCAGGCAGCAGCUCCAGAGCCGCGGUUCCAUCAGCAGAGCGUCCGCGGAAGAAGCAUGGAAUAAUCUGCCCGAAAGGUUCCGGCAAAUGUACAAUGAGAUAUCGAGAAACUUGCCUCCAAUCGAGCCGGUCGCCAUUACGCCAGAGCAGAAGGCAACCAUGUCCCAGCAACUCCGGGAUAUCACAGAUUACCUAGGUAGAAUGGACGCGCUUGUCCAAUUCAUCGCAAAGAUUCCGGGCCAAGACAAAAAUGUGCGCAGUCUGCUUGGAAUGCGGAUCCACCUAAUGAGGCAAUUCAAAGCUGGACCUAAUUGGACUCUAAAUGAUCAAAUUACCCUUACGCCAGAUUAUCUCUCGGGCACAACUAAUUAUAUAAAGAAGCUGUUCCACCAUAUGAUCGCGCGCGUCAAUCAACAGCAAAACCAGGUACCGGGCCAACGACCCGGCGUCUCCCAAGGAGCACCCGCACAGCCCAGCCAAUCAAACAUGCCCGCCCUGAACGCGAGCAACCUGCAACAACUGCAACAGCAGGAGGAAGCACUUCAACGGGCCCGCAGAGCCUCCAGCCAGACUGUUUCGGGCGCUUCUGCCAUCCCGCAAGCACCGUUCGGAGCACCCUCUCCCCAGGGUGUCCCUCAUGCUUAUGGUCCGGGCAGCAUCCCCCCGGAGCAACUGAAACUACCCCCUCCCAAGAAACGGAAGCAGUCUCAUGCUGGUGCUACACCGGCUCCGGGCACACCGGCUUCCAAGCCGCAGGCAAUCAAGCAGGCCGACUCAAGGUCGACUGGCGCGGCCUUGGGUGGUGCUUUCAAAUGCAGUGUCCCGGAAUGUCAGAAUCACUUGCAAGGCUUCGCGACUCAGAUCGCAUUGGAGAAGCACACCGAAGAAGCCCACAGGACCGAGGAGCUGAUUGAGAACCCGUUAGAAUUUGCCUUGGAAAGUUUCCGGAACAGCCUCGUGAAGGAAGAAGAUAAGGGUGGACUGCAGGGCUUGAAGAAUACCCCACAGGUUACCGGUAAACCCGGUCCGAUCUCGUCUCCGUCAAAGAAUGAAGUCAAACUUGAGGCGGCCACUCCACUGCCCCCUAGUGGUACUCCUAUGGGGCGGGCUCCCAGCCAAUUAGGCCCGAAGCCUGGUUCCCCGGCGUCGAACCAGCAAUUAACCCCUCGAACGUCUACGGCUAAGGGCCCCAUCUCGUCUCCCCUCAAACCAACGGCCAGCAAGGACGGCAAGAAAGAGCCGACAAAACCAGCCGAGCAGGGACCCGCGGUGGAUGCGGCGCCCCAGGAUCUGUGGGCAAGCAGUACGGUCUCCCUUGAUGCGAUACAGGACACAUUCAUGGAGUUUGCCGACGACGGCGGCCUGGGAUUCGGUCCUAUGGACGAAUUCUUGAAUCCGGAGAUGUUCACCAACACGCAAGCAAAGGACACGCCAGAUUCCGUCGAGACGGGCCUCAUUACCCAGACCCCGAAAGAUAGUGAGCUUCCCAAGACAGAUGACUUGGCCAGCAAGAAAGACUUGGUUGAAGACAGCUGGCUCCCCGCGGAUUGGAUCAGCUUUCCGGGUCGACUGGAUGAUGGGGUUCUGCUGAAUGAUUCGUGGGAGGACAUCGAUUGGGAUAUGAUCGACCGCAAAGACGGGGCGAUCAAUGUUGACGAUAGCGGCAUUGCGAUUUGCGCCUUAUAGGGGGUACAGUGUCACGAGAAGUGUUUAUGAUUUGAGCAGGCGAACGGCGUGCGGACUAUUCUCAUUUGGCAUAAACCACGAAUGAUUCCUGUACAUUAAG
Molecule: messenger RNA, 5163 nt
Organism: Aspergillus ibericus CBS 121593
Lineage: Eukaryota; Fungi; Ascomycota; Eurotiomycetes; Eurotiales; Aspergillaceae
Exons: 4
Coding region: 459-5063 (1534 amino acids)
Biological process (GO): regulation of transcription by RNA polymerase II
Cellular component (GO): mediator complex; aryl hydrocarbon receptor complex; nucleus
Molecular function (GO): transcription cis-regulatory region binding; transcription coregulator activity; nuclear receptor activity
Source: RefSeq, a predicted model, not a curated record